AUGGCAGCCCCGACCGCGGGGCCCUUGGUCGGGGGUGUGGUCCAGGAGACCAACUCCUCUCGCUUUCUGGUGUUCAACCCCAAGACGGCGGAGCUGCUGGGUCAGCACCAGGUGAAGAUAUCCCAGGAGCUCCCCAAGGAGGAAUGGGUGGAGCAGGACCCGAAGGAGAUCAUCCAGUCCGUGUACACGUCCAUCGAGAAGACGUGCGAGCAGCUCAGCCAGCUGGACAUCGACGUCUCCAACAUCAAGGCCAUCGGCAUCAGCAACCAGCGGGAGACCACCGUGGUCUGGGACAAGCUGACCGGGGAGCCGCUCUACAACGCCAUCGCUUGGCUGGACCUCAGGACCCAGUCCACCGUGGAGAAACUGAGCCAGAAAAUCCCGGGCAACAACAACUUCGUCAAGUCCAAGACGGGCCUGCCCCUCAGCACCUACUUCAGCGCCGUCAAACUGCGCUGGCUGCUGGACAACGUGGAAACCGUCCAGGCGGCUGUCAAGGAAGGGAGGGCGCUCUUCGGCACCGUCGACUCCUGGCUCAUCUGGAACCUGACCGGCGGCGCCCAGGGCGGUGUCCACUGCACAGACGUGACCAACGCGAGCAGGACGAUGCUGUUCAACAUCCACUCCCUGGAGUGGGACAAAGAGCUCUGUGCCUUUUUUGAGAUCCCCAUGAGCAUCCUUCCGAGCGUCUGCAGCUCUUCUGAGAUCUAUGGCCAGGUAAAAGCUGGGGCCCUGGAAGGGGUGGCCAUCUCUGGGUGCCUGGGGGACCAGUCUGCUGCACUGGUGGGACAGAUGUGCUUCCAGGAAGGGCAGGCCAAGAACACGUACGGUGCAGGUUGUUUCUUACUGUGCAACACAGGCCACAAGUGUGUGUUUUCUGACCACGGCCUGGUGACCACCGUGGCUUACAAAUUAGGCAAAGACAAGCCUGUAUGUUACGCCCUGGAAGGUUCAGUGGCUAUAGCCGGGGAGGUGAUCCGCUGGCUGAAAGACAACCUUGGAAUUAUAGACACCUCAGAAGACAUCGAAGAACUUGCUAGAGAAGCGGGUACCUCGUACGGCUGCUACUUCAUCCCAGCCUUUUCGGGGUUGUAUGCGCCUCACUGGGAUCCCAGUGCAAGAGGGAUCAUCUGCGGGCUCACUCAGUUCACCAAUAAAAGUCACAUUGCUUUUGCUGCCUUAGAAGCUAUCUGUUUCCAAACCCGAGAGAUUUUGGAUGCUAUGAACCGUGACUGUGGCAUUCCACUCAGACAUCUGCAGGUGGAUGGGAAAAUGACAAAAAACAAAAUUCUCAUGCAACUACAAGCAGACAUUCUGAAGAUUCCAGUAAUCAAGCCCACUGUCACUGACACAACAGCACUGGGAGCCGCCAUAGCAGCAGGAGCUGCCGAAGGGGUGGGCCUCUGGAGCCUUAAACCCGAGGAUUUGUCAGCUGUCCUGGUGGAUCAGAUUGAGCCCCAGAUCAACCCCAUGGAAAGCGAAAGCCGCUAUUCGAGGUGGAAGAAAGCUACCGCCAAGUCCAUGGGUUGGAUUACAACUCAGGCUACUGAAAGCACUGUUUCCCCUGCCUUCUCUAGUCUGCCCCUGGGCUUUUUCAUAGUGAGUAGCCUGCUGAUGCUUAUUGGAGCAAGGUACAUCUCCAGUAUGUCGGACUAA
This is a messenger RNA of Pipistrellus nathusii (Nathusius's pipistrelle), 1656 nucleotides long. The record is from the annotation of a GenBank genome assembly. NCBI's taxonomy places the organism in Eukaryota, Metazoa, Chordata, Mammalia, Chiroptera, Vespertilionidae.